UGUGUGUGCGCGUGUAUUCUUUUUAGUUGCUAAUUACAACAAAUUGUAAAAGGAAGUUGUUGAGUGUUAAUAGAAUUCUUGAGUUCCAUUCGACUGCAGUUUGUGUGUGCGUGAAAGAGCCCCGAUUAGCUGUAAACAAAAGGCUAAAAGACAACGCUAAGAAUAACAGAGAAAAGAACGAGUGAAUCGACGCCUACGCGUUCUGAUUCUUACACCGUGCAACAGCGGCUGUUGGCCCAGCGUUUAGGGGCAACAAGUUUUCCAGGAAAUCAGAAUUCAUAGACAGGGCCGCACGAUGUCGUCCUGUCAGCGCCUGCAGUUGGCACUCGGCGUCCUGGUGCUCGCCCUGACUGGCGUGACGGUGCGCGGCGAGGUGUACACAGCGCUGGCGGAGAUGGAGGAACUGCUUGAGACUGAAUCCGUACUGAUAAGCAAUCUGGAGGGCUACAUACGCGUGCAGGAGGACAGACUGAGCUAUCUGAAGAACAAAAUGGAUGAAUACCAAAGAGAGCAUGCAGAUGCAGCCAGCGAUAUAACUGCCUACGUAUCGAAUCCAAUCAAUGCGUAUUUACUGACCAAGCGUCUGACCACAGACUGGCGGCAGGUGGAGAAUCUGAUGGCACACGAAGUGGGCGCAGAUUUUGUGCAGAACCUCACGCAAUAUCGCAAUGUACUGAAGUUUCCCUCGGACGAGGACCUCAAUGGGGCGGCUGUGGCGCUGCUCCGCCUGCAGGACACCUACCAGCUGGACACGUCUAGUCUAGCACGUGGCAAACUGAACGGCAUACAGUACAGCACGGCAAUGUCGUCGGAUGACUGCUUCGAGUUGGGCCGCCAGUCGUACGUUAAUCGGGACUACUACCACACGGUGCUCUGGAUGAACGAGGCCAUGGCCCGCAUGCUGGAGGAGCCGCAUAAUCAAACGCAAAGCUUCACACGUGCCGAUGUCCUGGAAUACCUUGCCUUCUGCACCUACAAGCAGGGCAAUGUGGAGAGCGCACUGACCAUGACGAACGAGCUGCUGCAACUGCUGCCCGACCACGAGCGGGCCAAUGGCAACAAGAAGUUCUACGAGAAGGAAAUUGCCCAGCUGAAGGAGAAGCUUAAAGUGAAAGGGGACGAUGGCUCCGAUGCCACGCCCGUUUCCGAUCUGCCCGUGGUUAAGAGCGAUCCUGGCGUCUUCGACAUGACCGAGCGCAAGGCCUACGAAAUGUUGUGCCGUGGCGAGCUGAAGCUCUCGCCCUCUGUCCUGCGUCCGCUGCGCUGUCGUUAUGUCAGCAACAAUGUGCCGUUCCUGAGGCUAGCGCCGCUUAAGCUGGAGGAGGCCUUCCUGGAUCCAUACAUUGUAAUUUAUCACGACGCCAUGUUCGACAGCGAGAUUGAGGUACUCAAGCGCAUGGCGCGUCCCCGCUUCCGUCGUGCCACCGUCCAAAACGCAGUGACUGGCGCCCUGGAAACGGCCAACUACCGCAUCAGUAAAUCCGCCUGGCUUAAGACCGCCGAGCACCGAGUGAUUGGCACUGUGGUGCAGCGCACCGCCGACAUGACUGGCCUCGACAUGGACUCGGCCGAGGAGCUGCAGGUGGUUAACUACGGCAUUGGCGGCCAUUACGAGCCACACUUUGAUUUCGCCCGACGCGAGGAGAUACGCGCCUUCGAGGGUCUCAAUCUGGGCAAUCGCAUUGCCACCGUGUUGUUCUACAUGAGCGACGUGGAGCAGGGCGGUGCCACAGUCUUCACCUCGUUGCAUGCGGUUCUGAAGCCCAAAAAGGGCACGGCUGCAUUCUGGAUGAAUCUGCAUCGCUCCGGCGAAGGCGAUGUGCGAACGCGACAUGCAGCGUGUCCCGUGCUCACGGGCAGCAAAUGGGUGUCCAACAAGUGGAUACAUGAGCGUGGCCAAGAGUUCCGGCGACCCUGUGACCUGGCCCCGGAUCAUGGUGAUUUUGCCAUCUAGUGAAAAGAAAAACUGAAGCUGUUGCUAUUGCUGGACUCUCAUUUCCCAGCCGCCCUUACUCGUACUUCUACUUACUUUGCGCUCUAACAUAUCUCUAAGGACUCGCCAGCCGGGCAACAUAAACUCUAUUCCUAUUGUAAAUACUCAACUACGACAUCCAACAUCUGGUACGCCGGCUGAACGAUGACGACACCCAUUUCUUUCAACUACAUACCAUUACUUGGCAUUAGUGUUAUUUUAGGCAUGCUAUUAUGGAAUUUACUCAUUUUUGUACAAAAUAUAAA
Molecule: messenger RNA, 2238 nt
Organism: Drosophila arizonae
Lineage: Eukaryota; Metazoa; Arthropoda; Insecta; Diptera; Drosophilidae
Gene: PH4alphaEFB
Product: prolyl 4-hydroxylase subunit alpha-1
Biological process (GO): peptidyl-proline hydroxylation to 4-hydroxy-L-proline
Cellular component (GO): endoplasmic reticulum
Molecular function (GO): L-ascorbic acid binding; iron ion binding; protein binding
Source: RefSeq, a predicted model, not a curated record